Didymodactylos carnosus is the source of this 1173-nucleotide messenger RNA. Lineage: Eukaryota; Metazoa; Rotifera; Eurotatoria; Philodinida; Philodinidae. The record is from the annotation of a GenBank genome assembly.
AUGGAAACUGCCAAUUGUAGUAAACGAUCGACAAGUAUACGACAAAGUAUUCUUUCGUCUAGUUUACAAAUAACUUUCACUAAGCUGAAUAAAGAAAAACGAAAAGAAUCGUUGCAACGACAAAGGAAAAUAUCUCCAUUAAACAAGAGUCUACCAGAUUUAAAAGAAUUACCAUCAGUUAAAUCCAACAAUAGUAGUGCAUGGUUAUAUAACAGUGACGAAUCAAUCAUCAUCAAACAGAAAAAAGAACAAGAACGACAACGUAGAAAAGGUCGAUUUUAUCUUAAGAAACCACUCAGAUGUUGUGGAUAUCUGAUCACACCAUUCCUCUGCGGAGUAUUUACAUUACUUACAGUUCUUGGUUUAUUAGUUGUGGGAACGAUUAUCGGUACUAUUGUGAUUCUAAUACAGGAACGAGAGCCUACCCAAAUUACGUCAGCAACUACUACUGUUGUAACGUUUACAUCAAUGAUAAGCACCAGUGCAGCCACCACAACUAUAAUCACAACUACUAACACUGGCACGACAGCAACAGCGACUGUUUUAACGUUUGCAUCAAUGGCAAGCACCAGUGCAGCAACCACAACCGUAAUCCCAACUACCAGUGCAGCAACCACAACCGUAACCCCAACUACGAGUGCAGCAACCACAACCGUAAUCCCAACUACCAGUGCAGCAACCACAACCGUAAUCCUAACUACGAGUGCAGCAACCACAACCGUAAUCCCAACUACCAGUGCAGCAACCACAACUGUAAUCGCAACUACCAUGACUGACACGACAGCAACAACAACCUAUUAUCCACCUGAAUGUUCUAAUUAUACAACAGUUAAUGAUCCAACGCGAAACAUAAAUUAUACUGCAACAAAUACAUCAUGUGAUAAUACUUUUUUUUCAUACGCUGUAGCAAAAUGGGUACGAUUUGUGGGAACAGGUGGUACAGUUGUACCAACAUAUUCUAUUCCUGUGAAUCAUUGUGGUGGCUAUGGCACUAUGUGGUUUAAUGGUACAUAUUCAUCAACAGUUUAUGGUACACAAAAUAGUUUAAUAUGUGUUACAUGGGGACUUGUUCCUUGUUAUCAGAGCGGCUAUAUUUUUAUAACAAAUUGUAAUACGUAUUAUGUGUAUGCAGUGAGAGGACCAAUCUAUUGUGCUCGUUAUUGUACAUUAUAA